AUGCCCAGAACGGUCUGGAAGCAAACGGACCCGCGCCUCAAAGAUGACCCCCAGUGGAACAACCCCUCCUACCUCCGGGCCUGCGCGGAAGAAGCCCACUACGAGCCCCAACGCAACGCCUUCCACAUCCCCCUCUACAUCCACCCCGCUUCCCCCACCGACGCCGCCCGCCGCCUCGACUUCCGCGACCACUUCAACAGAAGCGUGGCUCGGCGACUCGAUCAGCUGAGCCCGGACGACGGCCGCGCUUUCUGCUGGAAGGACUGCGCUAUCUACGGCAACGGCGGGCUGACGGGAAAAGACCAUGUCGCACUGCUGGAUGACGUUUACCGGGAGUGGUUCCCGCACCGGGCGCAGGACAAGGACGUGAGUGAGGGCAGUUUCUUUGGGAAAUUCAUGCGCUUCACCCCCCCGGUGGGGACAUUGCAGGAGAUCGUGCGCUUCCACGCGGCGCUGUGUGAGAAGUUGUGCGAGCUGGAGAAGGAGAUACCGGACACGAAACCGGUCGAUCCGUGUGAAGUCCGGCCUGGCCAGGCUCGGUCAGUGGCGGAGUAUAAGCUGAGGGAGACGUUUUCGAUGGCCUUCAUCGUGCUGGAUACCGGGUGGCAGGAGCGCGGUGUUCUGCUUGCCUGGAGGAGCGAGGAUCUUGCGUCGAGAUACAGUUGCGAGGAAGGUGGGGAAAUAACUGGAUACGAUGGCAGCGAUGGCGGUGACUUGGGCCAAACGUGUGUGUUCCGGUGCCCACUCAAGCGCGCGAUGCAACUUAUCGUCUCGGCGGACCCAGAGAGGGCUAAGCGACGGGCAGAAUACAACGAGAUGUUGGAGGAGACACUUGGUGAAGACGAUGACGACGACGACGACGACCAGGAGUAG
Messenger RNA from Letharia lupina, 873 nucleotides. RefSeq lists its product as uncharacterized. Lineage: Eukaryota; Fungi; Ascomycota; Lecanoromycetes; Lecanorales; Parmeliaceae. The coding region runs from base 1 to 873 and encodes 290 amino acids. The transcript has a single exon. The record is from RefSeq and is a predicted model, not a curated record.